This is a messenger RNA of Acipenser ruthenus (sterlet), 7140 nucleotides long. Its product is annotated as integrin alpha-11-like. Gene Ontology annotation, molecular function: integrin binding. Gene Ontology annotation, biological process: cell-cell adhesion; cell adhesion mediated by integrin; integrin-mediated signaling pathway. Gene Ontology annotation, cellular component: integrin complex; external side of plasma membrane. Lineage: Eukaryota; Metazoa; Chordata; Actinopteri; Acipenseriformes; Acipenseridae. The record is from RefSeq and is a predicted model, not a curated record. The coding region runs from base 88 to 3672 and encodes 1194 amino acids. The transcript is spliced from 30 exons.
UAAGAGAGAGCUUUCUAACCGAGCAGGACUCUAGGACUGACACCUUGCCUCAGCCUCCUUGAGAUUCCACUACACCGCUCAACGCACAUGGAAUACUACACGGGUAUCAUUGUAGUCUGGGCUUGCACCUUGUUGCCAGGGGGCUCCGACUCUUUCAACAUCGACACUAAAGAACCCAGAAUCAUCCAGGGGUCCAAGGAAGCUCAGUUUGGAUACACAGUGCAGCAGCAUGAGGCUGGGGGGCAGAAAUGGCUGCUGGUUGGCGCUCCGUUUGAAACCAACGGACAGCAGCAGACAGGCGAUAUCUACAGAUGCCUGAUGAACAACAAGAGAAACAGCACCUGCUCCAAACUCAACCUAGGAAGGGUAUCCCUUACCAAUGUGGCAGAGAGGAAGGAUAAAAUGCGUCUGGGAAUGACCCUCACCACCAACCCCAAAGACAACAGCUUCGUGACCUGCGGCCCGCUCUGGUCCCACGAAUGCGGCAGCUCCUAUUACAGCACGGGAAUCUGCUCUCGAGUCAACUCCACCUUCAAGUUCUCCAGAUCCAUCGCUCCGGCAUUCCAGAGGUGCGAGACGUAUAUGGAUAUUGUGAUCGUUCUGGACGGCUCCAACUCUAUCUACCCCUGGUAUGAAGUCCAGAAUUUCCUCAUCAACAUCCUACAGAAAUUCUACAUUGGACCAGGGCAGAUCCAGGUUGGAGUGGUACAGUACGGGGAAGACGUCGUCCACGAAUUUCAGCUCAACGACUACAGGACUGUGGAGGAAGUGGUGAACGCCGCCAGAAACAUCGAGCAGCGGGGAGGAGCUGAGACCAGGACUGCUUUCGGCAUAGAGAUAGCACGCUCAGAGGCGUUUAAAAGAGGAGGGAGGAGGGGCUCCAAGAAGGUGAUGAUUGUGAUCACGGAUGGAGAAUCGCACGACAGUCCAGACUUAGAGAAGGUGAUUAAAGACAGCGAGAAGGACAACAUCACACGAUAUGCCAUUGCGGUUCUUGGAUACUAUAACAGAAGAGGGAUCAAUCCCAAGGCCUUUUUGAAAGAAAUAAAGCACAUCGCCAGCGACCCCGAUGACAAGCACUUCUUUAACGUAGCAGACGAGUCUGCACUGAAAGAUAUCGUCGACGCGCUGGGAGAACGAAUCUUCAGCUUGGAAGGAACCAACAAGAAUGAGACGUCGUUUGGCCUUGAGAUGUCCCAGGCAGGGUUCUCUUCACAUAUUGUGGAGGACGGUAUUCUGGUCGGAGCUGUGGGAGCCUAUGACUGGAACGGUGCUGUGCUGAUGGAGACCAGCCAUGGAAGGGUCAUCCCUCCCAAAGAGGCGUACCUGCAGGAGUUCCCUGAGGAGCUGAAGAACCACGGAGCCUACCUGGGUUACACAGUGACAUCGCUUGUGUCUGCGAAGGCUGGCAGGUUGUACGUGGCGGGAGCUCCAAGGUUUAACCACACCGGCAAAGUGAUCAUAUUCACACUGAAGAACAACGGGAACCUCACCAUUCUCCAUUCACUGAAAGGACAGCAGAUUGGAUCCUACUAUGGGAGUGAAAUCGGUUCUGUGGACAUUGACGGUGAUGGAAUAACAGAUGCUCUUCUUGUCGGUGCCCCCAUGUACUUCAGCCAGGGCUGGGAGAAAGGCAAAAUCUACAUCUACCGGGUCACAGAACAAAACAGGUUCGUUCUCGACGGCUCUCUGGAGGUGGGAGACGGUGCUCAGAAUGCCCGCUUCGGCUCGUCGAUCUCUCCCGUCCCCGAUCUCAACUACGACACGUACAACGAUGUGGUCGUGGGAGCCCCGCUGGAGGACGAGCACCGAGGGGCAAUCUACAUCUUCCAUGGCUACAGAGACAGGAUCCUCAGGAAACACAAACAGAGGAUAGGUGCGGCAGACCUGCCCUCUGGCCUCAUGUAUUUUGGGCGCAGCAUUCAUGGAAAGAUGGACCUGAACCAGGACGGCCUGGUGGAUUUAGCAGUGGGGUCCCUGGGGGCCGCAGUCCUGCUCUGGUCCCGCAGCAUUGUCCAGAUACAUGCCACCAUCAAGUUCGAACCGGCCAAAGUGAACAUCUUCAACAAGGACUGCAAACGGAACGGAAAAGACGCCACAUGCAUGGCUGCGAUUGCCUGUCUGAACGUAACGACCAAAACACCCCACUUUCUGACUCAGGAAGUAGCUCUGAAGUACACCGCUUUUAUCGAUGAGCGGAGAUACGCGGCCAGGGCGAUUUUAGAUGAGACAAGCGACAAACAUCUGCACAAAAACAUCACUGUGCUCUCCGGCGUAGAGCUCUGUGACCAUAUCUAUUUCCACGUUUUUGAAACCACAGACUACAUGCGGCCGGUGGUUUUCACACUGGAGUACGGCAUGCUGUAUCCUGAUGAUGGGCCGGUGCUUGACGAUGGGUGGCCGACUGUAGUGAAGUCAUCUUUAUCCUUCUGGAACGGCUGUGAUGAGGAUGAGCGCUGCAUUCCUGACCUGACCAUUCACAGCACAUCGGACAUCCCAGACGCCAGAGAGUUCUGCCGCAUGUUGCUGCAGGCCGCUGAGUCCCUGUGUGGCCACCACGCCAUGGCGCUGGGGUCUGGCCACGUGAUCCAGGGCGGGAGGCGCAGGCUGGCCGUAGACGUGGUGCUGAAGAACAGAGGAGAGAACGCCUACAGCACACAGCUCAACAUCACCUACUCACACAACCUGCACUUCGCCAGCCUCACCAUUAAGGACAACUCAGACAUCAAGAUUGAGUGUGGCAAUGAAGACAAUGUGAAUCACAAGAAAGUGUGCAAUGUCAGUCUCCCUUUCUUCAGAUCCCAGGCAGAGGUAGCUUUCCGUCUGGAUUUUGAGUUCAGCAGGUCUGUUUUCCUGGAUCAUGUGCAGAUCGCCCUGUCUGCCAACAGUGAUGGAGAAGAAGAUGAAAUGACCAUCCAUGAUAAUUCUAAUGUUAUUUUUCAUCAAUUAAAGUAUGAAGCGGAGCUUCUAUUUACAAGGGACUCCAGCCUCACUCACUACGAGAUCAAAGCAAGCAAUUCCUUGGAAAAGUACCAUCGUGUCAGCCCCCCUUUCAACUUCACUUUCCAGAUACAGAAUUUGGGCUUUUUCCCUGUGAAAAAUUUGCUACUGAAUAUCGAAAUCCCUGAAGUUACAAAAAGCGGCAACCGGCUUCUGGAGUUGACCGAUUUCUACAUUGAUCAGAAAGAAGGCACAUUUUGCACAGCUCCUAAUACGGUAGCACACAAGCGGACCUACUCAGAAGACCUGUCGCAUUAUCCACAGCUGAAUCACAGUAACGCUGUCGCUAUUCCUGUGAACUGCAGCGUGAAUCUUCAACCGUAUAAGCAACUCAGCGUUCACAUCAGCGGCGUGUUGAGGACGGAUUCUCUGAAAACAGUUAAAUUUAAAUCACUGGCUCUUGUUACGACUGCCAGUAUAGCAAUGGAGGCGUCCAGUCCAAUGUUUCUACGAGAAGAGAAGUCUGUUCGUCACAUAAUCCUGGAGAUUACGAAAGAGGACGAUUACGUAAUACCCUUCUGGAUCAUUAUCGGCAGUACGUUAGGGGGGCUGCUGCUUCUCGCGUUACUGAUUCUAGCGCUGUGGAAGCUGGGGUUCUUCCAGAGCGCACGACACAAGAGAAAAGAGGAGGGGGAACAAGAGCCGAACGGAAAAGCCUUAGAGGAGAGAUAACGCGCACAAGCGGCGUGCCCGACACUUCAAACUCGCUUUCUGUAAAAUAUUGAAGCACUAUUUUUAUGGCAAUGAAAAAAGCAGUGUUACGUUGUAUUGUUUAAGGACAACCGUGCUUUAUUUAAAUUGAAAUCCGGAUCGCCACGUUACAAUCAGCGAAGCUGACGGCAUUGGCAUUGCUCUCCGCCCCGCACGAAGACAAGGUCUUUACGAAACAGAAAUCCUGUUUCACAAGGAAACUGACCCUGAAGAGGAAUGGCUUCAGUUUAUAUUAUAUCUCUUUGCCUUUAAAACUUAACACCACACCGCCUCCUACUGGCGUGAGCAGGUAAAACCAUGACCAGCCUGCAGAGUUUAAGAAUCACAAAGCGAAAAAUAGCUUGAUGCCUUCUAUGGCUGGUGUCUUACCUGUUUAAAAGGCAGGGGGGUUGACUGAGAAAUCAGUGGUUGUAGUUCAUCUAAACUGAAAGGUGUACACUAUUAAAAGCCUCACUCCAGAUUGAUAGUUUUGGUCUGUUAACAAAGCCCUCAAUUGACCACAGUGGAAGCUGCACACCAGCUGUGUGGGUGAUGGCAUACAAAUCCCUGGACAGAUUUUCAAAUGACUCGAUCAGUUUUGGAGGAGAGUAAAUGUGCAUGCUAACGUCUGUCUUUAAAACUUUUUUUUUUUUCCACGAUAAGUUAUUUAUUACUUUUUUGUUCUGAUUCUUUUUGUUUUGUAAAAAGUACUUGUAUCUUGACAGUUGUACAUUUAGAAGCCUGUCUUUUCAUCCUUGGUACUGUUAUCUAAAACAAACAACAAGCUUGCCAAGUGUGCUUGUUGUCUCGUGUAAAAGAAGGGGAAAAAAAUGUCUUGUUUUGCUGGGGAACCUGAAUAAAAACAAAAGAGAUCACCUCCGACAUUAAUCUGGUUGGCUGCUGACGCCCUUUGAGAAUCAGUCACAGUGAAGAGCAUGCCCUACACAAGUGUGCUGAUUCAUGAAGGAGAGGUGGGCAUCAGAAAGAAAGAUUUACUUUGUUUCCUAAGCUGUUUUCAUCUGCACGAGGACCGGUUUGAGAUCAGUCUCAGUUUGAGAUCAGUCCUCCUUACUUCAUGGGCAGCAGUCCCAGUUCAAGCUGGCAGAAAUCAAUAUCGUUUUGAUGAUAUGUUGGAAUUUAGAUUUUAUUAUUGAUGGAUGUUGAUAAAGCAAGCAGUUACCAGAAACAAGCAAAGGAGGACCAUGUUAAAGUAUCUUUAGUCUUUGUGUAACGUCCGCUUGCAGAGCUGAAAACUAUUAACCCCUGAAUUGUAGAAUGCAGAUGGUACUGGUGAGAGCCUCCAUUCGAUCUACUGUCACAGCCUGAUCUCAUGGUGCAGAUGGAAACGCAGCAGCAUGGUAUACAAGAGUAAAGAUUUAGAAAGGGUCACGAUUGUUUUAAUUAACCAGCUAACUGAGCUUCAGCCAUACAAGUGACUUGGCUGGUAUGAAUUACUCAGGUUUCUUCAAACCCUUCUUCAAACGGCUUUGACCUCAGAUGAUAAUUUUUUUUUAAAGUUUUUUUUUUAAAGUGUUUUCCCUGCUUUAAUAUGACUGCUGUUUCUUUUUCACAAAGCUUUAUACUGUAGUAAGUAUAAUAUCUAACAAGUAUUGGUUUCAAAUCACAGAAACAUAUUAUUGUAUAAUGCACUUUGUCUUGUAAAAACAAAAACUUGAAUUUUGUAGUCUCCCAUUCCUUCCCUAGUCGUGUAUCUCGGUAUAUUCAGCAGGGACGGAUUGUGGCAUGGCCCUGUAGCCACACUAUAGACAUCGCGUUUUGUUUUGUUUGUUUGUUUUGUUUUAGCAACGCUGAGCUCAGAUUAAAUUCGUAACUUGUAACAAACUGCUUGGUAAUCUCUAUUUCCAAAAUGCAACACAUGGUUGCAUGUGUUGGUAGCUGAAGUAACAGCUGUGACAUUUUGUAGAUGGAUUUUUAUUUUUUUUGCACAUAUGAAUAGUAGCAGGCACGUUCAAACUACAAAGUACAGUGCCAGCUUCUUAAUCAUGUUUGUACUCCUUCAUAAAAAGUGUGAGGUUUUUUCCGUAUAAGACGCUCCAUCCAUUUUAAAGGUCCCAGCUGCUGUUUGUCAGUGUUUCUAACAUCAUGUUCUUCUAGGGAGGGUUUGCUCAGAUUAAGUGGCUUAGUUACAGCUGUUUUAUUUGUAACAUGUUAAAUUACAUCAUCUUUGUAAUGCAAGCCCCUGCUAACACAGGGAAAUUAACAUCCAUCAUUUAUGGACUGCAAUGCACAUUUAUAUUUGUCUGACAGCACAUAAUACACAUACACAUUACAGAAUUUGUCAUUUUACAGAAGUAGUGUGCAUUAAAAUUGAAAAAUGUGUUGACUUUUUUUUUUUUACAAUAUUUUCUAAGAUAUGUGAUUAACAGCAGAUUUAAAUGUCACAAAUUACAAGAAGUAUGCCAAAUUCUCACUUUGGGUUCAUUACAUUUUUAUAAUGGUACCUGAAUAUUCGCCAAACCUUUUUUUCAUAGUUUCCCAAUUGUUGGCAAAAUUCCUGUACUCACAGCAAACUGAAGGAAAAACUGCCAAGGGUAAAAAUAUCAACUGUUGUCUACAGUGUGUGUAUAUAUGUUAAUGAAUCAGAAUAAAAUCCAGUCUUUCUUUACUUGUGCCAAGAUUCUUGUUUUGUACAAUUUUACAACAUAACAACAUCCAGUAUGAGGCCAACAUUGCUGUGGCCCCUGGGCACAGCAGCAUCUGCUAUGCGUAAAAUAAAGAAAGACAAAUAUCAAAGUUGGAAAGUUUCAGCCCAGUUUCUAAAUGUUGCCACCACACACGACAUUUGAAAUGCCUGUACAAUGUCAACCCUUCAUUUGUGGUUCUAGCCUGCUACAAUAGUGGAAAAUAACCUCAAAUGUUACAAUUAAGAUAUCAUUAAAAUAAAAUAAAAAAAAUCACAAAGGUGUAGACGCAAAACAUCUUCAAUUAGAAUGCUACUGGUGUUUUAUUCAGCACAAAAUACAUCCAUUAUGAAAAUAAAAUACAUUUCCACCCUUAUAAAAGUUUCCCACAGUAUUUUUGCAGUUUCCCCAUGCUUAUGUAUUUACCAUUCUUUACUCUGCUUUGCCACGUUUAUUAAUAUUCUUUACCAUACCUCGUUGUUCUUUACAAUGCUUAUCUACAUCUUACUGUGCUUUCCUGUGGUAAACUUUUAUAAGGGUACUUUACACAUUCUGUAAUCAGAUAUUAAGGUUACAAACUAUCUGAGAUUUUAAAAAUUAUAGGCUUAAAUACAGCUUCAAAACACACAGACGUUUUCAUUGGAAAAUAUUGCAAUGGAUGGGGUAAAAAUAUAAUGCCCCCUGCCUGUCAGUCAGUCUGUCAGAUAGGCAUGUGUGCAGAAACACUACAAAAUUAAGUACAGAAAUCAUGGGAGAAUACAGAUUUAAAAAAAAAAAAACAUUCAAAGGGUAUAGAGAUUUAGUUUAA